Messenger RNA from Porites evermanni, 657 nucleotides. Lineage: Eukaryota; Metazoa; Cnidaria; Anthozoa; Scleractinia; Poritidae. The record is from the annotation of a GenBank genome assembly.
AUGGAUGCAAGUAAAAAUAAACCCAAAACCAGGGUGCAUAAGCCAGGCGUAUCAAGAAACUUUACGGGUGACAGUUAUCAAGACGACCCAAGGCUUUGUAUCUUUUUAAGGAGGGAAUCUACACCAGAACUCGGGGUAAACAGUUUGAAUGGUUUGUCGUUUCAUCGUGAAAAGAGACCAUUGGAUUCUGAUAAUUCGGAAGUUCCAUCCUACAAUCUGUGGAAAUCUCGUCUUGAGAGAAGAAGCUCGUUGCCAAAUAGCUUGACGUUUCAACAAAAGAAAAUCGGGACAUCUUCGGGGAUCUUCGUGCCUUCGGUUUUUACCCUUGAGGCGAAAGGUUUUCGGAAUCAUUCCACUUCAAUCAGAGGUACCAAAAAAGCGAUUCAUAGCACUAAGGCAGAUGAAAAAGCAGGCGUUGAUUUCCUCGGUCAUGACAUAAGCAACGUGGUUCAUGUUUUACCUUUAGAGGAUCCUUGGAAACCAACGUUAAGCAGAGACGAUUCAGGAAUGAGUUGCAGUUCGAGGUCGCACUGUGAUUCCGUUUCUACCAUUAGGUGCACGAGCACUGACAUCCCUGCCGCGACAAGAGAUGACAGGAUACAGGCUUAUUAUGCAAAACAAGACAGUAUCCAACGCUGGCUUAGCGAAGUGGAAUAG